CUCGGAGCCGGGCAGAGGGGAGGGGGGAAAGAGGAGCGCAGAGUGAGAGUGAGCCGGACGCUCCGGGGGGCGGGGGGAGCAGCGCCGCGGCCGCCGCCGCCUCCGCCUCCGCCUCCGCCGCCGGGGACUAGGGGGUGGGGGACGGACGAGUCCCGAUGCCGGGAGAGACGGAAGAGCCGAGACCCCCGGAGCAGCAGGACCAGGAAGGGGGAGAGGCGGCGGCGGCGGCCAAGGCGACUCCGGAGGAGCCCCAACCACAGCGCCCUGAGGCGGCGGCGGCGGCGCCUGCGGGGACCACUAGCAGCCGCGUGCUGAGGGGAGGUCGGGACCGAGGCCGGGCCGCUGCGGCCGCCGCCGCCGCCGCUGUGUCCCGCCGGAGGAAGGCCGAGUAUCCCCGUCGGCGGAGGAGCAGCCCCAGCGCCAGGCCUCCCGACGCCCCAGGGCAGCAGUCCCAGGCCGCGAAGCCCCCGUCUCCAGCUCAGGGCAAGAAGAGUCCGCGACUCCUAUGCAUCGAAAAAGUAUCAACUGACAAAGAUCCCAAGGAAGAGAAAGAGGAAGAAGAUUCUGCCCUCCCUCAGGAAGUUUCCAUUGCUGCCACUAGGCCUAGUCGGGGCUGGCGCAGUAGUAGCAGGACAUCUGUCUCUCGGCAUCGUGACACAGAGAACACCCGAAGCUCUAGGUCCAAGACUGGUUCAUUGCAACUCAUCUGCAAGUCAGAACCAAAUACAGAUCAGCUUGAUUAUGGUACAGUGCAAGUAGAGUAUGGUUAUUUAAUAACCAGUUGCCUGUUGAUUUUAAAUGCAGUGUUGAACAUUUACCAGAACAGCUUAACUUUUAGGGAUGUUGCAGAAGAACAGCAGUCUCCAGGUGGCAUUAGCAGUGAUGAGGAGGAAGAGGAGGAAGAAGAGAUGUUGAUCAGUGAAGAAGAAAUACCAUUCAAAGACGAUCCCAGAGAUGAGACGUACAAACCCCACUUAGAAAGGGAAACCCCAAAGCCACGGAGAAAAUCAGGGAAGGUGAAAGAAGAGAAAGAGAAGAAAGAAAUAAAAGUGGAAGUAGAGGUAGAGGUGAAAGAAGAAGAGAAUGAAAUUAGGGAAGAUGAGGAACCUCCUAGGAAGAGAGGAAGAAGACGAAAAGAUGACAAAAGUCCACGAUUACCCAAAAGGAGAAAAAAGCCUCCAAUCCAGUAUGUCCGUUGUGAGAUGGAAGGAUGUGGAACUGUUCUUGCUCACCCUCGCUAUUUGCAGCACCACAUUAAAUAUCAGCAUUUGCUGAAGAAGAAAUACGUAUGUCCCCAUCCCUCCUGUGGGCGACUCUUCAGGCUCCAGAAGCAACUUCUGCGACAUGCCAAACAUCAUACAGAUCAAAGAGAUUAUAUCUGUGAAUAUUGUGCUCGAGCCUUCAAGAGUUCCCACAAUCUGGCGGUGCACCGGAUGAUUCACACUGGCGAGAAGCCAUUACAAUGCGAGAUCUGUGGAUUUACUUGUCGGCAAAAGGCAUCGCUUAAUUGGCACAUGAAGAAGCAUGAUGCAGACUCCUUCUACCAAUUUUCUUGCAAUAUCUGUGGCAAAAAAUUUGAGAAGAAGGACAGCGUAGUGGCUCACAAAGCAAAAAGCCACCCUGAGGUGCUGAUUGCCGAAGCUCUGGCUGCCAAUGCAGGCGCCCUCAUCACCAGCACAGAUAUCUUGGGCACUAAUACCGAGUCCCUGACACAACCUGCAGACGGUCAGGGUCUUCCUCUUCUUCCUGAGCCUUUGGGGAACUCCACCUCUGGAGAGUGCCUCCUGCUAGAAGCUGAAGGGAUGUCAAAGUCAUACUGUAGUGGGACAGAACGGGUGAGCCUGAUGGCUGAUGGGAAGAUCUUUGUAGGCAGUGGCAGCAGUGGGGGCACUGAAGGGCUGGUCAUGAACUCGGAUAUACUCGGUGCUACCACAGAGGUUCUGAUUGAAGAUUCAGACUCUACUGGACCUUAGUGGAAGGGAAGACUUUGGGCACUGGGACAGCUAAGACUUUGUAUUUAAAAGACAAAAAGGACAAAAAAAAAUUUAAAGCAUUUAAAAUCUAGUAAAAUAACUGAAGGGCCUGCUCUUUCCAUUGUGGAUCACAGCACACACACGCAUGCACACAUACACACAUACACACACACACACACUCUCCCAUACAUACACACAUCCCCUCUUCAUCCUCUGUUGUCCCCUUUAUAAAAUUGAUGUUGCCUUUACCAGAAAGCUCGACAGAGAAGCAGCAGCAGCAGCUCUUAAAGUAAGGGUUAUUCUUAUACUCAGUUCCAGCCAGGCAGUCUUCCUGCUUAUCAGCAGAUCCCCCUUUUCAACCUGUAACUCUGAUGUGCUCUGGAUCAGCUUUUAACUCUUAACAAUAUAUUAAUAGUCUCUAAACCCCUUCUCCUCCUUUACUGCUUCCCUAUGGUUCUGGCUUCUACCCCAUGCAGCACAUUUAUCUUUAAAUUAUCAUAGAAUCCUAAUCUCUGGAGGCUGGCAGCUUGACUUGGCACUUUAGGGCCCCUUAGCAGGGUGAGCUGUUAAAACAGCACACAUCUCUCACCCACUUUCCCUCCAUUCCCCUUGGGUUUAGGAAAGGAAGGAUACAUGGGGACUACCUCCCUCCUUUUCACCUCACCACCUUUCUCAGUCCCCCUCCCAGCACCUCUAAGGUUCUCAGUGGUGCUCGCUUGCAAGCAGUCUCCCAGCAGGGAGGGAGCUACUACUGUCUUACAUGGUCUCUCCGACCAUAAGACAGGGCUCUAUCAGUGAGACAGUGAGAAAAGUCCCAGACUAAUGACAGAAAUUUGCACUUUGAACAUGUGUGUUUUUGUGUUGUGGAACCUGAGAUUCCUUAUUUAUUAAUGGAAAGUCUGAUUUUUUUUUUUUUCUUUUGGGGGUGGGGGGGUCUUUGUUGCUAUAUUUUGUGGGGCUGGGAGAGAUGAGAUUAUUCUGAUGUGGGGUCCUUUGCAUAAGAGGUACUUGUAGAAGGCAAGGUAUAGCGCUGAAGAAGCACAGCCAGCCUCUAAAAUCAUAGCUCUCCAGUGGCCUUGAAAGAAAGCUGGUCCUCAGCACUAACAAAAUCACUACAGUAGCCCAGUGCUUUUCCAGAAGCCUCUGCAGGGAAGGAUGUUAGAUUUGUGGCAAUUAGUGCUCUCUGAGUUUUUAGAGCAUUGAGCUUUAGGAAUUUGGAGGGCAUGAGGAAGGUUGUUCAGGGUCUGAAUUACAGAUAAAAGGUUUUCUCUUGUGAAUUUAUUUCCUUUUUUGUCCCCAUCAUUUCUUUGUACAUACUUCCCUAUUAGCCAAGCUCUGGCCCCUUUCCUUUGCUUUUGCUUUGCUUUAUCAUUGGUUCGUUCCAGCUCCCAGUUAGUGAAGGACACUGCCAUCAGUGAAGGAAUAGUCUGAGUCAUACAGUUUGAAGUCAAAGAAAAUUGCUCUGUUUUGUUUCCCUUUUCAUAAUACUUCAGAAGAAGAAAGGUUUCAACAAAGUUAAUAAUCUGUAUAAUGUUUUGGCUUUCACGUGAAAUUCUAGGAAUUAUCAUUUCCCUUGAGGUAGGGAUUUUCACGGGGUGGUUUACUUACUACUGUCCAUGGGAGAGACAGUUUUGUACAGCUUCAUAACUUACAGAAGACUACAAACUUCUUUUGGCUCAUUUUUUAGAGAAUUAGAAGGGCAGUUUCUAUCCUCUGUACCUCAGAAACUGGAAUUAAAGGAGGCUUGCCCUAUUUAUUGUGUGUCAGAAAUGUAUGAUGGCUGUUGGAAGGAAUGAAGUUUUGCUGAGAACAAAA
Messenger RNA from Hippopotamus amphibius kiboko, 3788 nucleotides. It is a transcript of the gene ZFP91, whose product is annotated as ZFP91 zinc finger protein, atypical E3 ubiquitin ligase. The record is from RefSeq and is a predicted model, not a curated record. Lineage: Eukaryota; Metazoa; Chordata; Mammalia; Artiodactyla; Hippopotamidae. The transcript is spliced from 11 exons. Bases 156 to 1973 code for a protein of 605 amino acids. Gene Ontology annotation, cellular component: nucleus. Gene Ontology annotation, biological process: regulation of transcription by RNA polymerase II.